Messenger RNA from Parastagonospora nodorum SN15, 1616 nucleotides. RefSeq lists its product as hypothetical. Gene Ontology annotation, cellular component: membrane. The record is from RefSeq and is a predicted model, not a curated record. The transcript has 4 exons. The coding region runs from base 1 to 1461 and encodes 486 amino acids. NCBI's taxonomy places the organism in Eukaryota, Fungi, Ascomycota, Dothideomycetes, Pleosporales, Phaeosphaeriaceae.
AUGGGCGCACUACUGUCGCUGCCUUUUCUGGCUAUGCCCGCCAUGGGCACGGUAUGGAGCGUUGCCGCCUCCUGCUGCGGUGCUGCGACGUGCAGCGCCGUCAUGGGCUCUUGCGGAGGGAAGUGUGGUAACAGCAUCGCCACUCGUAUCGCAUACGCGCUCAUCCUACUCAUCAACUCGAUCGUAUCCUGGAUCAUGCUCACGGACUGGGCAAUGAAGAAGCUGGCCCACCUCACUCUGGACUACGUCGACAUCAAAUGCCAUGGCGAGCAGUGCUACGGAUAUGUCGCGGUCCAGCGCAUCAACUUCGCCCUCGGCUUCUUCCACGUCCUCAUGGCCCUCAUGCUCAUCGGAGUGCGGUCUUCCAAGGACGGUCGCGCGCCCAUCCAGAACGGAUUCUGGGCGCCAAAGAUACUCGGCUGGAUUGGCAUGAUUGUCCUGACCUUCUUCAUCCCGAACACCUUCUUCAUCGUCUGGGGCAACUACUUUGCCAUGAUCGGAGCGUGCUUGUUUCUGCUCAUUGGUCUUAUUCUGCUAGUUGAUCUAGCGCACAAUUGGGCUGAGUACUGCCAGGAGAAGAUUGAGGUCACCGAGUCGAGAGUGUGGACUGGCAUGCUGGUCGGAUCUGCCCUGACCAUGUACCUGGCCUCGUUCGCCAUGACCAUCGUCAUGUACAUCUUCUUCGCCAGGAGCGGAUGCGGCAUGAACCAGGCAGCCAUUACUAUCAACUUGGUUCUACUCCUAGUCUCGUCCAUCGUGUCCAUCCACCCCGAAGUGCAGAACGUCAACCCCCGCGCCGGUCUCGCCCAGUCCGCCAUCGUCGCCGUCUACUGCACCUACCUGACCCUCUCCGCCGUCGGCAUGGAGCCCGACGACCACCAAUGCAACCCACUCAUCCGCGCUCGUGGCACCCGCAAAGCCACCAUCAUCAUCGGCGCCAUCGUCACCUUCGUCACAGUCGCUUACACUACGACCCGCGCCGCCACGUACGGCCUCGCGCUCGGCUCCCAAGGCAACCCGCACGGCAACGGCUACAACCAAGUCGGCACCGACGACUACGAACACGGCCUCGUAACCCAACAGCCCGAAUCGCGCCGCGACAUGCGCCAAGCCGCCCUCCGCGCCGCCGUCGAAUCCGGCUCGCUCCCCGCCUCCGCCCUGGACGACUCCGAUUCAGACGACGAGGACGAAGGCCCCGUCAAGAACCCGCGCGACGACGAGCGCAACGCCACGCAGUACAACUACACGCUCUUCCACAUCAUCUUCUUCCUCAGCACCACGUGGGUGGCUACCCUUCUGACGACCAACUUCGACGAAAAGGACGUCCAGGAGAGCUUUGUGCCCGUCGGACGCACGUAUUGGGCGAGUUGGGCCAAGAUUAUCAGCGCGUGGGUGUGCUAUGGGAUUUAUACGUGGAGCUUGGUGGCGCCGUUAGUUUUGCCGGAUCGGUUUGAUUAUUAGGAGGGGAAUGGGUUGGAUGGCAUGGCGGUUUUUGUUUGGAGGAAGGCGUUGGAGGGAGAUGUUUAUAUGAUGGAUGCGACUUGCAUACAAGUGUGCGUGUUUUUGGAGCAUGUAUUUGUAGAAUGUUGUCAAUGUUCAGAAUUCUUGUCAUGUUA